AGACACUUGCAGUUUACUUUCUUAAGAAGAAACAUUUCCAAUUCUUCGUAUAACUCAAUCAGAGAUCAACAUGAAGCAUCAAGGCAGCUACUCUUCUUCUGGAUCCCUCAUGGUAGGCCACAGCUCUAGAGGCCAUUGUUCCUCUGGUAGCAUCUCUUCACUUCAUCAUGGAAGCUCCAAUACACUUCACCAUAAGAGCUUCAGCUGCUCUAAUACUGGUGGUUCCUAUAAAUCAUCCAGCCACCUUGGAGGAAACUCAAAACUAUCUAUCAGUUCAUCUGCUGGUCUUGCACAUGGAGGUGGAAGUGGUCAUGGUAAACUUACAAGUCAUCACAAGAGUUCUAGCAGCCACGCUCAUAACCUACUUCGUAUUAAUGAGAAAGAUACAAUGAGGUCUCUGAAUGAGCGUCUUGCCUCCUAUCUAGACAAGGUCCAUUCGCUGGAGCAGGAGAAUGCUGAGCUGGAAAGGAAGAUAUGUGAAUGGUAUGCAAACAAUGCCCCAAGCUCACUUCCUGACUCCAGUGAGUACUUCAGGACUAUUCAGGAGCUCCAGAACCAGGUAAAACAAGACAUGUAUGCGUUUAAUUAAUCCAAUAAAUGUCUUAAGCAAUUACCUCUAAUGCAGUUAUUUGUGGGGUGAUUCCACCUAUAAUGCAUGUAUACUGACUUGAAAUAAACUUAGCAUUGUCUAACAAUAAGCAUGUUAGUUUUUUUUCAUGUUGAAUUUAAUUUUAAUAAUUAGUUUAAUUUAACAAGCAAGAACCGAAAAGGGUUCACUCUGCUUACUGCCAAAACUUUUUAGUUGAGGAAUUGCCGUUCAGUAAGCAGAGACUCAGACUUCUAAGAGAAUCCAGUCAAACAUUUCUGAAAAAACUAAAAAAAUUUCAAUAACGUAUUGCAGACAACUCAUAAUAUAUCAAUUUUAUACAUAGUGUUAUCUGGUUAAAUUUAAGUUUUUAGCAUUAGAAACUCUGAAGAUCUAUAAUUUUUCUUGAAUGGAAAAUAUAACGUCUUUUUUUUAACCAGAUUGCUUCAUCCACAAUCCACAGUGCAAGGAUUGUCCUGCAGAUAGAUAGUGCACAACAAAAUGCAGAUGACUUCAGAAGCAGGUAAGUAUAUGAAUUUAAUCAGUUUGAUGAGAACUUAUGAAGACUUCACUUCCUUCAUCUGUUGCAUUGUAUAUAUUCUUCUCUUGACUUUGUGUUUUUAUCCACAUAUCCUACAAACAAAUUACAGUAGAAGACUUUGCAUACAAUUAUACAUAACUUAAUUCUGCAAGACUUCUCUAACUGCAAUGGUUUAAGGAUGAUUAUACACUGUUUCCCAGUACCUCUCGAGUCAAUAGAGGUCUACCAGCACCAAAGUAAUUGCUUUAGCAAAGUAAUUUAAAAAAGCUGCUGUAAAUUUUCAUAUGAGCUCUGUUGUUGUAAAUCUUAAGGUUUUUGUGGCAUUUGUCUGAAUGAUUAAAACACUGGUUUACCUGGUAUAGUUUUAAUUGUUACAAUCCAUAAAUCUGUUGGUGAACUUGCUUUUGUAAUUGUCGCAUUUUUUUUUUUUAAUGAAAUGUCAAGUAUUGAAAACAGAGUUUCUGCCCAUAUUGCGGAAGAUAGUACUGACUAUGUAUAAUAUAUAUAACUCAAUCAAUCUAUAUUGUGGCAUACCGUGUAAUUAUAGUAAAGUACACUAUGCGAUAAAUAUCUUUAACUCAAACAAUCCUUGACUAACUGCAUUACCAUAGUUGCCACAAGUUGUUGUUUUUUCUGGUCUUCCUUUCAAAAAAUUAACUUUCGAUCAUUGUUAAAGUAAACAGUGGUGCAGUGCUAAUUUUUAUGUAUAUUUCAUUAAUUGUUUUAAUAAUAUGAUAUGGAGUGCUCGUUGUUGCAUGCCGUGUAAUCAUAGUACAAUAUGUUGUAAAUACCUUUACACAACCCUUUACUAACUGCUCACGUCAUUGCCAUAAUUAUCAAAAAGCUGCAUUUUUGGCAUGGUAAUCCAUACAGGAAAAACUAGUUUCAACCAAUGUUACAGUGAAAUGUGAUACAGACUUAAUUAUAUAAUAUAGUGUGCUCAUUUAAUAUUAUUAUCAAUUUAGAUGUGAGAUGGAGAAAAACACAAGAAGCAAUGUGGAUGGAGAUACUGGUUCCUUGAGAAGAGUCUUACAACAAAUUAACAAUGAAGUGCAAACCUUAUCCGGAGAAGUCCAAUGUCUCCAGCAAGAACUUUCUCAGAUGAGAAACAACCAUUCAGGGGUAAAAUGGAGAAAUGUGGAUUUUUUUUUCUUUUACAAAUAAUUUAUCAAAAUACUAAAUUCAGAACAAAGAUAUAUUUAGAAUAUGCACACUAUAAUUCAUUAAGACAACCAAGCUAAGGAACUGUAGGCACAUAUUGAGAUGCCACCUUGUACAUUUCUAACAUUGUUGUUAUGGAAAAUACUUUGAAAAGUGACUUUUAAUCAAGGUUGUUUUAUACAAAUCUGAUUUAUGUAACUCAUUUAACAUCAAUACGUAUUAUUAUCUAUAGAUAUAACAAUGGGCUAUUUAUAAAGAAAAAAUGUGGUGCCCAGUUCUAAACGUUGAGAAAUUACCAUGAAAAUCAAAAUAAUGUUCUGGUGAUUGACCCAUAUUUUAAAUUUUGUUUCACAAAUGUUCUUUAUGAAUGACUUUCAGAUUUUCCUUUCACUUCUGACCCUAAUCCUUUGUUUUUCUCGAAGGAAGUGAAUGAGCUGCGUGCUCAGCUUGGAACCAGAGUCAAUGUAGAAAUGAAUGCUGCUCCAUCUGUUGACCUAAACAGAGCUUUAUCUGAGCUCAGAGAAGAAUAUGAAAACAUGAUGGAGAGGAACCUCAGGGAAGCUGAGGACAUGUUCUUGGCAAAGGUAAGUCUAACCAUUAAAAUCAUGGGACCACUAGCUGACAGCAGAUAUAGAUCUAUAUCAAAUUGUCAACAUACAUCCAUAUUUUUAUUUAUUUUUUCAAAUUCCAUAAAUGUAGAUAUUAUUUCACUUAUUGAUCCUAAAAAUGUGUAAAUAUUAACCAUAUUUCACCACUGUAGAAAAUUAUCUUAAAAGGAUUUAAUGGUACCUGCAUUCAUUGAUAUUAUACCAGAUUAGAUAUAAAUAAGAAUGGUAUUAUAUGUUCACAUUAAAAUAAAUAAUGUAUAUGUAUGUUGCCUGCAUUGUUCCCUCUGCAGAGCGCAGAACUGGACCGUGAGAUGUCUGUAGGAGCCGUGCAGUUACAGUCAGUUAAUAAUGAUAUAAUUGAUUCAAAGCGAUCUUUACAGACUCUGGAGAUCGAAUUGCAGAGUCAGCUAAGUAUGGUAUGUCCUACAGAUAGGAGAACAGCGCAGACAUUAAAAUAAAUGUUUAUUUUUUAUAAGGCCACUUAAAAUCACCUAGUCAGCAAACAAAUAUGGGGAUUCAGUUCCACCGUAUGGCCAUAUUGUGUUAAACCCACCACUAUUUCACAUUAACCCAAUAUUGCUGGGCCCUACACUAAUUCCAACAUGGAAAACAAUUUACAUUGUGCUAGUGCUAAAUAAGCUAAAGUGCUAAAGUGUAAGAGCAUUGUGAAUCUAUAUAAUACCAAAAAUGUGAUAAAUGCAAUUCAAAAAAAUGCAGUAUCAAAACUAAAUAAUUAAAGUGCUUUGAUGUACAUAUUCACAAUGCAUAUCAUAUAUCUGCUCUAUGAAAAUUAUAAUUGAUGUGACAUUACUAUCCAAAAACUCUUCAAAUGUAUACAUUUCUGUGAUCACCUCCAAAGGGACAACUGAAACUGGAGGGCAGGGGGGGAGCUCAACCCAAAAGGAAUCUGGUCUGGAUUCCAAACUUACAUGGUAAAGACAAAAGGGAAUUGGGGGCACACCAGAAAAAUGCAUUUUACAGGAAUGGUGCUUCCGUAGUGACCAAAAUAUAUACAUAACACAGAUUAAGGAACAGCGCACACAUAAAAAUAUAUUUUUACAUUUUAUAAAGCCACAUUGUGUUAAAGUAAGACCCAAUAUCGGAGGGUCCUACACUAAUUCUAACAUAAUAUGAAAAGAAAAUUACUAAUUUAGUUAUUUAAUAUUGCUGUUCCAUUAUUGGCAGAAAUCCGCUCUGGAGGGCACCUUAUCAGAGACGGAGGCAACAUUUGGUUCCCAGCUUUCCCAGUUACAAUGCAUGAUUGAUAACAUUGAGUCUCAACUAGCACAAGUCCGAUCUGACCUAGAACAACAGAACCGCGAAUACCAAGUUCUCAUGGACCAGAAGACUCAUCUAGAAAUGGAAAUCAACACCUACAGACAUCUGCUGGAUGGACAUAACAUUCAGUGCGUAUUACACCUUUUUACUACAUUUCAUUAUUUAGUAUUCAGAUCAAGAAAAAAGGGACACUCCUGGUGUCAUGCAAGCAUGAUUUAAAAACCUCAUAAACAUCAUAAAAAAGUAAACAAAGCUUGAUUAUUAAUAUAUCUUCAUUUUCAUGUAUAGCAAAAAUUCCCAUGGUACUUUAUAUGUUGUCUAUAGAGUUUCUAGUAAGCCGAACUGGGUUAAAAUUAGAAUAGCGUAUAGAAUAAGAUAUAUAACAGAAUAUUAUUAGUACCAUUAAAUAUGGUACUAAUACAGUACCAUUAAAUAUCACAACAAUCUGUUCACUGGUGUGGAACAGGUAAUACAAGGGUGAUAUAAAUGAGGUUAGAUGAGAUUGACUGACAAUGGGGGAGGAGAUUGUUUGGAGUCAGAAAUACACUUUAAAAUGGAGUUUCAGAGAAGGCAUUUGUGCAUAGGUUGACUUUUGGGAUAAAAUGAUAGAGGUUUUCUUAUAUUGGGGGCUAAGAAGAAGUGGGACUGAGAAAAGUCCAGGAAGGAGGUGGUAAAGUUUUAAAGGAAGCAGAGAUGAUGGGUUAUGGGUUGCAAAGCAGAUGAGUAAGGAGAGCUAUGAGGGUUCAAGGUACUAGAGCAGGGGUGGCCAAAAGAUAGGCCCACAGCUAUUGCAGGACCACAAGCUCUAUAUUGCUUUACUUACUGCAAUGUCGUCAACGAAUCGCCGGAGUGGUAGUUCUGGAAUAACAUUGAUUCUACUUCCUGUAAACCCCUUUUCUAUAAAGAUUUGGUUACUACCUAAUGUAUUAUUAUUGAGAACGUUAGUAGUCCCAAAAAAUAAGAGGAGUAGGAUGCACUGAAGAAGAUUAUUGCCGAAUUGCUAUUAAAUAUAAUUAUGUCCAAUUCAUGUUAAUGUUUGUUUUAGGUAGAUUGUUUUUACAUUUAUUUUAAAUAUAUGUAAUUUUAUUUGCAGCAUUGCAGAUCAUAGAAAUUCAGGAGGUGAGUAACAGUCAUUAUGAAUGGUCUAUAGUAGGCAAAAAGUAAUAAAAUUGCAAAUAAAAUGCCUAGCUAUGAAUCUGUCAAAGUCAGAAAAUAAAUUGCACUCAUAUUUGUUCUCUUUGACUCCGACCUCUCCUUCAAGCCUCAUGUUCAAUCUAUCGCCAAAUCCUGUCAUUUCCAUCUCAAAAACAUUGCGCGCAUUCGCCCCUACUUAACGCCAGAUGCGACUAAGGUGUUGGUCCAUCCCACUGUCCUUUCUCGCCUUGACUUCUGUAAUCCGCUUCUCAGUGGUCUUACGUGCUCCCAACUUGUGCCGUUACAGUCCAUAAUGAAUGCGGCGGCGAGGCUCAUCUUCCUGUCCGCCCGCACCUCCCAUGCCUCACCUUUCUGUCAGUCCCUACAUUGGCUUCCUAUAAAAUAUAGAGCUCAAUUUAAAAUUCUGGUUCUUGCUUUCAAAUCUCUACAUAAUGCUGCUCCCACCUAUCUAUCUUCCCUAAUACACAAGUAUGUCCCGUCUAGGCCCUUAAGUUCUGCUGAAGACUUACGUCUAUCCUCUGUCCGUACACCCACCUCUAAUGCUCGCCUUCAAGAUUUCUCUGUGGAACUCGCUUCCCUCCUCUGUUAGAUGCUCACCCAGUCUCCACUCCUUCAAAAAAUCGUUAAAAACCCCAUAAAAGCGUAUCAAUUAAACUGUUAAUAGCUCCUGACUGAUUCCUCUUCUGCAACUGUCACUAGUGUAAUAAUAUCCUUACCUUUUUGUGUAAUUUUACCCCACUCCCUCUAGCAUGUAAACUCAUUGAGCAGGGCCCUCAACCCCUCUGUUCCUGUGUGUCCAACUUGUCUGGUUACAACUACAUGUCUGUUCGUCUACCCAUUGUAAAGCGCUGCGGAAUUUGAUGGCGCUCUAUAAAUAUCAUAAUAAUAAUAAUAUUUGUAUUUUAUAAUAAACUUAAAAAUAACGAACUAGUAUUUACUUAAGAGUUGCAUGAACUGUAAGCAUUUCACCUGCACACAUCACAUAUGCAAUAUUUCAAAACAAUUGAAUCAAAAUAGAAACUAUUGCAUAUAUUUGUAUAACAUUAAAUGAAUUAGUUGGAUAACACAUAUCCAUUAGAAGCUUAACAUUUGUCUAAAACCCAUGACGAUUCCAUAUAGACUCAUAAAAUCAUAAGAAAUUCAGGGCUUUUUUUUUUUUUAACUAAUCAGAGUUGUAAUGAAAUCAACGUAAUAUGAUGUUUGUUGGAUGUGAGUGUAAAUUAUUAUAAAAAGAUGUAUUAAUUUGUCCCUUUGUGUCUACUUUGUUUUAGCAUCCGAUCACAAGUGCAAGAAAUAGACUGUGUCCUUCUCAAAACCAUCAAUGUACAAAGCUUGCAAUACCUCUCUUGAAGAAAUAAAAUGAAGUGGAAUGUUAUAACGCCAUCUGCUAUUUUACUGUUGUUUUCUGUAUUGUCUUUUUUUUUAUUUUUCUUUGUUUUAUAAAACGCUUAAUGGAAGUGAAAAUCCAAUACAAGAUAUAUUAGCUGUGUGUACAAGCAAAUCUGAUAUUGUUCUCAAUUAUUGGACACUAUUUGUGUCAUAUUUUUCAUAAAAACAGAACUUAUCUGCAUCUUGUACAUCAAUACAUUGUUUACUUUAACCUUGUGCAGCUUUAUCAAGUAGAGGUGUCUAUUACCAAAUUAUGGUUUUAUGGUUUUGCCAUAUAUAGUACAGUAGUCACCAAAAAUAUGGAGGAUAAUAUGGAGGAUCAUAACUGUUUCUCAAUGCUGAAAAUGUUUUCUAGCUAUUUGAUGAAAUUCUAACGUUAUACCUGCUGCAUAUUCUUAGUAAACCAUAUUCAUUGUUGGGAUUUAAUUGUUGUUGGAACCUUUGGACUGUAUUGUCAUUAUAACUUUAUUGUAACUGUAUCCAUUCUUGCUAAAUAAAUAAUUUUCUCAAUCCU
Pelobates cultripes (western spadefoot toad) is the source of this 7232-nucleotide messenger RNA. The record is from the annotation of a GenBank genome assembly. NCBI's taxonomy places the organism in Eukaryota, Metazoa, Chordata, Amphibia, Anura, Pelobatidae.